AUGUCACAUCACAGUGAUGACAAUAUGUUAAUAGCAAGUAGUGAUUCGUUCUGGGAACCUGGCAAUCAUAAACGCACCACUAAACGUAUCGAAGAUGGCUAUCGGUUAUGUAAUGAUCUUAUUACUCUCAUACAAGAACGAUCAGAUAUCGAAAAAGCUUAUUCCAAGAGUUUAAAAGGAUGGUCCAAGAAAUGGAAUGAAAUUAUUGAAAAAGGUCCAGAAUAUGGAACGACAGAAGCAGCUUGGAAGGGUGUUCUAGUUGAAGCAGAUAGACUAUGUGAUCUACACAUAAGAGUGAAAGACGACUUGUGUAAUGAUAUAAUGCAACAAGUAAAGACGUGGCAAAAAGACAAUUAUCAUAAGACUGUUUUACACAUAAAAGAACGAAAAGAAAUGGAAGAAUCAUUUAAAAAAGCUCAAAAACCUUGGUGCAAACUGUUGACCAAGGUUAACAAAACAAAAAAUGAGUACCAUAUUGCAUGUAAGGCGGAGAAAUCAGCAUCAAAUCAAGAACGAAAUGCAUCUGCUGAUAGUUCCUUAUCUAUGGAUCAAGUAAAAAAAAUGCAAGAUCGUGUAGCCAAAUCGAAAGAAGAAGUGCAGAAAGCCAAAGAAAAGUAUGAAAUGGCUCUACAAGAACUAAAUGCAUACAAUCCAAAAUACAUGGAAGAUAUGACAGUUGUAUUUGACCGAUGCCAAGAAACAGAAGCUAGAAGAUUACAGUUUUUUAAAGACACGCUGUUUACAAUACACAAGUGCCUAAAUGUUUCUCAAGACCCAGUAUUGCCCCAGAUUUAUGAAGAGUUUUAUCAUACUAUCAAUAAUGCCGAUCACGAGAAAGAUUUACGGUGGUGGUCAAAUAAUCACGGUGUCAAUAUGGCCAUGAAUUGGCCCUUAUUUGAGGAUUAUAUAGAAGAGUUCCGGGAUAUAUCCAAGGGAAAAAUCAAAGAAUCUAUACCUGCUGGAACAAUAACAUUAAUCAAUCAACGAUCAGUCGGCGAAGAUUUGCAUGUAAAUGAUUUACAUACAACUCAUCCAAAGAUAAAUAGUAAAAAGCCAACUGUUGCGUUAUCACGAUCAAAUGAUAGUGCAGACGACCAUAAACAAUCAACAGACAAAUCAAAUGGAACAAAAUCACAUCCGAUAACCAAUGGAGCUUCCAAUAGCCAAACACCAGACUCCAACCCAUUUGAGGAGGAGGAAUGGGAUGAGGAAGAAGGAGUUGGUCCCGAUGGUGCGCUUGUGGACAACGGUGAGCCCGGUGUACCUGUAAAAGCACUCUAUGAUUAUGAGGGUGCCGAAGCAGAUGAGCUUAGUUUCAAACAAGGAGAGUUAUUUGAAAAAUUAGAAGAUGAAGAUGAACAAGGCUGGUGCAAGGGACGCAAGGAUGGCCGAGUUGGAUUAUACCCUGCCAAUUAUGUAGAAUCAGUAUCAUAA
Molecule: messenger RNA, 1434 nt
Organism: Macrosiphum euphorbiae (potato aphid)
Lineage: Eukaryota; Metazoa; Arthropoda; Insecta; Hemiptera; Aphididae
Source: the annotation of a GenBank genome assembly